Messenger RNA from Aspergillus fijiensis CBS 313.89, 1900 nucleotides. RefSeq names its product bifunctional ornithine acetyltransferase/N-acetylglutamate synthase. The transcript is spliced from 3 exons. Gene Ontology annotation, cellular component: mitochondrial matrix. Gene Ontology annotation, biological process: L-ornithine biosynthetic process; L-arginine biosynthetic process. Bases 174 to 1583 code for a protein of 469 amino acids. NCBI's taxonomy places the organism in Eukaryota, Fungi, Ascomycota, Eurotiomycetes, Eurotiales, Aspergillaceae. Gene Ontology annotation, molecular function: L-glutamate N-acetyltransferase activity, acting on acetyl-CoA as donor; L-glutamate N-acetyltransferase activity, acting on acetyl-L-ornithine as donor. The record is from RefSeq and is a predicted model, not a curated record.
CCCUGGGAGUUUCACUCGCCGAUAUAAUUCACGCAGCAAAGAAAGAGCUUCUGUCCAUCGUUUCGAUUGACAACUCUCGUCGUGGUUGUUUGGCAGUGGUCUCGCGCGUCCACCUCGCCUACGCAGGAGCUAGCUGGAAGCUUCUGAUAAGCCACCCAGGAAGCCCCCUUCCAAUGGCUAUUCCCGCGCAAUCGGCGGCCACCACCAUGGCUACCUUCACCCGCAUGGUGAAGGGCCAGGUGCGCCAUUACUCCGCACCCCUGGACAUGGCCAUCCCCGCCUCCAAGCAGAAGUACAUCCCUUCGUCCGGGUCCUACCCCAAGGGAUUCUCCGUCUCGGGGACUCACGUCGGCGUCAAGGCCUCCAACACCAAGUUCCCAGACCUGGCCCUCAUCUCCUCCGAGACCCCCUGUACCGCGGCCGCGGUCUUCACCACCAACAAGUUCCAGGCCGCCCCCGUGCAGGUCAGCCGCAACAUCCUGCAGACCCGGCAAGGCCAGGGCAUCCGGUCGGUGGUGAUCAACUCUGGAUGCGCCAACGCGGUGACCGGCAAGGGCGGACUGGAGGAUGCGACCAACAUGGGCGCCAAGGUGGAUGAAUGCCACGGCCUCGGGGAGGAACCCAGCACCCUGGUGAUGAGCACCGGAGUGAUCGGACAGCGGCUCCCGAUCUCCAAGAUCCUCUCCAAGAUCCCCACCGCGCACUCGACCCUGUCCUCGACGCACGACAGCUGGCUCAGCACGGCGCGCGCGAUCUGCACGACUGACACCUUCCCGAAGCUCCUCUCCACAACCUUCACGCUGCCCAGCUCUCCGGGCCGCACCUACAGCCUGGCCGGGAUGACCAAGGGCGCCGGGAUGAUCCACCCGAACAUGGCGACCCUGCUGGGCGUGCUGUGCACCGACGCGCCCAUCACCGCGGACGCGCUCUCGGCGCUCCUGAAACACGCCGUGUCGCGGUCCUUCAACGCCAUCUCCGUGGACGGCGACACGAGCACGAACGACACGAUCGCGAUCCUGGCCAACGGCGCCGCCGGCGGCGCCCCCGUGACGAACAGUCAGAACUCGGACGACUACCGCGCGAUGCAGACGGUGCUCACGCGAUUCACGCAGUCGCUGUCGCAGCUGGUCGUGCGGGACGGCGAGGGCGCCACCAAGUUCGUGACGGUGCGCGUGCAGAACUCGCCGGACUACGACUCGGCCAAGCUGAUCGCCAGCACCAUCGCGCGCUCCCCGCUCGUCAAGACCGCCCUGUACGGCCGCGACGCCAACUGGGGCCGCAUCCUCUGCGCCGUCGGCUACACCCAGAACGUGAAGGACGGCGUCGUCGUGCCCGACCGCACCAGCGUCAGCUUCCGGCCCGUCGACGGCAGCCCCGAGCUCAAGCUGCUGGUCAACGGCGAGCCCGAGCAGGUCGACGAGGCCCGCGCCGCCGUCAUCCUCCAGGAGGAGGACCUCGAGAUCGUCGUCGAUCUCGGCGGCGGCGCGCUCGGCCCCCAGGGCGCCGGCGGCGAGGAGGCCGUCUACUGGUUCUGUGAUUUCAGCCACGAGUAUGUCACCAUCAACGGGGAUUAUCGGACUUGAUUCCACAAAUUCCUUUUCCGGUGUUUAUCACGUCUGAUAUGGGUGGAACGAGGCGAUGUGGGUUUCGCUGGAAUCUUUUCUCAAAGAAAAAAAGCGCAAUUAGAAUGCUUGGAUUAAUUGUUCUGUGGAUGCGAGCCUUAAUAUGAGUCACGGUCAUCUGUUCGCCUUUUCCAUACACAACAUUCUAGCCGAGUAGUCCAUCAUGACCCAUGAACGAUGCUGGACACUACGUUGUAAUGCGAACUACUAAUCCUACAAGCAGAACAAACUAAUCAAUCGGUUCCCACCCGAGUCACCCCAGAUGCUCAAUGCCCUUC